Malus domestica (apple) is the source of this 3407-nucleotide messenger RNA. RefSeq names its product alpha-1,4 glucan phosphorylase L isozyme, chloroplastic/amyloplastic-like. Gene Ontology annotation, biological process: glycogen catabolic process. Gene Ontology annotation, cellular component: cytoplasm. Lineage: Eukaryota; Viridiplantae; Streptophyta; Magnoliopsida; Rosales; Rosaceae. Gene Ontology annotation, molecular function: glycogen phosphorylase activity; pyridoxal phosphate binding. The record is from RefSeq and is a predicted model, not a curated record.
GAGUGGGUUCCGUGAUCAAUGGAAACUGAGAGAGAGAGAGAGAGAGAGGGUGUGUGUGUGUGAAGUCUCGUGAAAAGCGAUAAAGAAGGCAGAUCCUCAUAAUCUCAGUAGUAUCCGCAUCACAUUCACAAACAAACGAACGAGUCUCAGUGGCCCAGUGACUUAGAAACUCAGACACUUGAGAGAGUCGUCUUCUUCUACUGAGAGAACAUUUUGCAGCAAUGGCGGCUUCCCAAUUCUCUGCAACUCGUAGCGGACCAGAGGCAGUGUGGCAUUGCAAGUCGCAGUCCAAAUUGAUCGAUUUCUGUUCCAGGAAGAACAAAUCCAAGCUUUUGUUCACAAGGACCUCGAAUCGGAGGCGGUCGUUUUCCUUCUCCGUGAAGAACGUUCUGGAAAAGCCUCACGAGCUCAAGGAUCCGAUCAUCGAACAAGAUGCUGCAAGCGCAUUCAGCUCAUUCACACCAGAUACUGCAUCCAUCGCUUCAAGCAUCAAAUACCACGCAGAGUUCACCCCGUUGUUUUCUGCGGAGCAAUUUGAGCUUCCAAAGGCCUUCUAUGCAACUGCACAAAGUGUUCGUGAUGCGCUCAUUGUUAACUGGAAUGCAACAAAUAAUUAUCAUGAAAAAUUGAAUGCAAAGCAGGCAUAUUAUUUGUCAAUGGAAUUUUUGCAGGGUAGAGCGCUGUUAAAUGCCGUUGGUAAUUUAGAGCUAGAUGGUGCAUAUGCUGAGGCUUUAAGCAAGCUUGGACACAAAUUAGAAAAUGUUGCUAACCAGGAGCCAGAUGCUGCACUUGGAAACGGGGGUCUUGGUCGGCUUGCCUCUUGCUUCUUGGACUCUUUGGCGACUUUAAAUUAUCCGGCUUGGGGUUAUGGACUCAGGUACAAGUAUGGCUUAUUUAAACAGCGAAUUACAAAACAUGGUCAAGAAGAAGUUGCUGAGGAUUGGCUUGAGAUGGGCAAUCCUUGGGAGAUUGUGAGAAAUGAUGUCUCCUAUCCUAUAAAAUUCUAUGGAAAGGUUGUUACUGGAUCGGAUGGAAAACAACAUUGGAUUGGGGGAGAAGACAUAGAUGCUGUUGCCUAUGAUGUUCCAAUACCAGGAUACAAAACUAAAACCACGAUCAACUUGCGGCUUUGGUCGACGAAAGCUUCAUCACAGGAUUUUGAUUUAUAUGCUUUUAAUUCUGGAGAGCACACGAAAGCAUCUGAAGCUUUAGCAAAUGCUGAAAAGAUUUGCUACGUACUUUAUCCUGGGGAUGAAUCAAUGGAGGGCAAGACACUUCGUUUGAAGCAACAAUAUACCUUAUGCUCUGCUUCUCUUCAAGAUAUCGUUGCACGUUUUGAGAGAAGAUCUGGAGCAAAUGUCAAAUGGCAAGAGUUCCCCGAGAAGGUCGCAGUGCAGAUGAACGAUACUCAUCCAACCCUCUGCAUUCCUGAACUGAUGAGAAUUUUGAUUGAUUUGAAGGGCUUGGACUGGAAGGAGGCGUGGAAUAUUACUCAAAGAACGGUUGCAUAUACAAACCAUACUGUUCUACCUGAGGCCUUGGAGAAAUGGAGUUUGGAACUUAUGGAGAAACUGCUUCCUCGACACGUUCAGAUCUUAGAGAUGAUUGAUGAGGAGCUCAUUCAGACCAUAAUUUCGGAGUAUGGCACAGCGGACUAUGAUUUAAUAGAUAAGAAACUUAAGGAGAUGAGAAUAUUAGAAAAUGUUGACUUGCCUGCCAAAUUUGCGGAUUUGAUUGUUAAACCCAAAAAGAGUUCCAUUGCUGUUCCCAGUGAAGAAAUUGAAGAUUCAAAAGAGGAAGAUGAGUCUGCUGAUGAAUCUGCUGAUGAAGAAAACGUACCUGUGAAGAAACACGAAGAGGAAAAAAAGAAAAAGGUUGUGGUGGAACCACCGAAGUUAGUACGUAUGGCGAAUCUGUGUGUUGUGGGUGGUCAUGCGGUAAAUGGUGUUGCUGAAAUACACAGUGAGAUAGUGAAAGAUGAAGUAUUUAAUUCAUUUUAUAAGUUGUGGCCUAAUAAAUUUCAAAACAAAACAAAUGGUGUGACACCGAGAAGAUGGAUCCGCUUCUGUAAUCCAGAUUUAAGUAACAUUAUAACGAAGUGGAUUGGCACGGAAGACUGGGUCUUAGAUACUGAAAAACUGGCUGAAUUACGAAAGUUUGCAGAUGAUCAGGACCUCCAAACCCAAUGGAGGGAAGCAAAAAGGAACAACAAGUUGAAAGUUGUGUCGUUGAUCAAAGAAAGAACGGGAUAUUCUGUCAACCCUGAUGCAAUGUUCGAUAUACAGGUGAAGCGCAUUCAUGAAUACAAGCGACAACUGAUGAACAUUAUGGGAAUUGUUUACCGCUACAAGAAAAUGAAAGAAAUGAGUGCUUCGGAAAGGAAGUCAAAGUUUGUUCCACGAGUUUGUAUGUUUGGAGGAAAAGCAUUUGCUACGUAUGUGCAAGCCAAGAGAAUUGUGAAAUUUAUCACAGAUGUAGGGGCAACAGUGAAUUGUGAUCCUAGUAUUGGUGAUCUACUGAAGGUUGUCUUCGUCCCUGAUUACAAUGUCAGUGUUGCUGAACAGUUGAUUCCUGCAAGUGAGCUCUCACAGCACAUCAGUACCGCGGGGAUGGAGGCCAGUGGAACCAGCAACAUGAAGUUUGCAAUGAAUGGCUGCAUCCUAAUCGGGACUCUGGAUGGUGCCAAUGUUGAAAUAAGAGAAGAGGUUGGAGAAGACAACUUUUUCUUAUUUGGUGCUGAGGCUCAUGAGAUUGCUGGGCUGAGAAAAGAACGAGCCGAGGGGAAGUUUGUUCCAGACCCACGUUUUGAAGAAGUCAAGGAAUUCGUCAAAAGCGGUGUUUUUGGGUCAGACAAUUAUGACGAACUGAUUGGAUCCCUGGAAGGAAAUGAAGGAUUUGGCCGUGCAGAUUAUUUCCUCGUCGGCAAGGACUUCCCCAGUUACAUAGAAUGCCAAGAGAAGGUUGAUGAGGCAUAUCGAGACCAAAAGAGAUGGACGAGAAUGUCGAUCCUGAACACAGCAGGCUCGUACAAGUUUAGCAGUGACAGAACCAUUCACGAAUAUGCUAAUGACAUAUGGAACAUCAACCCCGUCGAGUUGCCAUAGAAGUUUCUGCUCGUAACCAAACACGGUCUUACCACGCCGUUGUGAUGAUCCUCGGCUUUUAUGUUCCCUCCCUCUCUCUCUCUCUCUCUCUCAUGUAAAGGUAAACUGCUCGGAAUAAAAGGGCAGCGUUUGGUUGCUACACUAUUACCUUAAAUGCUCGGGAAAAAAGCGGUUUUUUGAAAUAAGCACCACCAGUGGCGGAUCCAGGAAUCUUACCCCAAGGGGUCGCAGUGUAAAAGUUCAAAUAAAAAUUUAGGAUGGAAAAACAUAUUGAAAAUGAAAUCAUAGUACUUUCAUUCAUAA